Gastrolobium bilobum is the source of this 1518-nucleotide messenger RNA. RefSeq lists its product as uncharacterized. Gene Ontology annotation, molecular function: protein-lysine N-methyltransferase activity. The transcript is spliced from 7 exons. NCBI's taxonomy places the organism in Eukaryota, Viridiplantae, Streptophyta, Magnoliopsida, Fabales, Fabaceae. The coding region runs from base 217 to 1242 and encodes 341 amino acids. Gene Ontology annotation, biological process: peptidyl-lysine monomethylation; peptidyl-lysine dimethylation. Gene Ontology annotation, cellular component: cytoplasm. The record is from RefSeq and is a predicted model, not a curated record.
ACAAAUUGACUCACACAAUCGAUGCUCUCUCUCUCUCUCUCUCUCUCUCUCUCUGGUUUAGGCAUUUAGCAGUGGUGACUGAGCAAUGAGUAUGAACAAACAAGGCACGUUACAUACUAAUUGAUAUUACAAACAGAAUUACAUAUCAACCUAACCACCACUUCUCUUCUUUUCCAACUCAUUCUCUCUCUCUCUCUCUCUCUCUCUCUCUCUUCAAUGGCCGGUUUCCGCUUGCAACCAGAGGACUCCGACGUCUCGCAACAAACACGAGCGGUUGCUCUCUCCGCCGCCGAUCUGGUCUCCGACGACGACCGCUCCGUCGCCGCAGACUCCUGGUCCAUCAAGAGCGAGUAUGGCAGCACUCUCGACGAUGACCAGCGCCAUGCCGACGCCGCCGAAGCUCUCUCCAACGCCAACUUCCGAGCCCCCUCCGACUACAGUUCUGACAAGGAGGAACCUGAUGCUGAAGCAGUUACGUCAAUGCUGGGAUUUCAGAGUUAUUGGGACACUGCUUAUGCAGAUGAACUUACAAAUUUUCGCGAACACGGUCAUGCUGGUGAAGUUUGGUUUGGAGUUGAUGUGAUGGAAGUUGUUGCAUCUUGGACAAAAGCCUUGUGCAUUGACAUUUCUCAUGGUCGACCAAAUCAUGUUGACAAUGUCAAGGCUGAAGCUAGUGAACUAGAUGAUAAACUUUUGUCUAGUUGGAGUGUACUUGACAUCGGGACUGGCAAUGGUUUGCUUCUCCAAGAAUUAGCUAAACAAGGGUUCUCUGAUUUAACUGGCUCUGAUUACAGUGAACAGGGCAUCAGCCUUGCCCAAAGCCUUGCUAAUCGUGAUGGAUUUUCCAACAUCAAAUUUUUGGUUGAUGAUGUCCUUGAGACAAAAUUGGAACAAGAGUUUAAACUUGUCAUGGAUAAAGGGACUCUAGAUGCUAUUGGAUUGCAUCCGGAUGGUCCUGUCAAGAGAAUGAUGUAUUGGGAUUCUGUUUCGAGGUUGGUUGCUCCUGGUGGAAUACUUGUGAUCACAUCAUGUAACAGUACAAAGGAUGAGUUGGUACAAGAAGUGGAAAGUUUCAACCAAAGAAAAAUUGCUAGUGUCCAGGGACUUGAGGCAGCCAAGGAUGAGGAAUCAUGCGGAGAUCCCCUAUUUCGGUAUGUAAGUCAUGUUCGCACAUAUCCGACAUUCAUGUUUGGUGGAUCCGUAGGCUCCCGUGUUGCUACUGUGGCAUUCCUUCGGAAAUGAAAUGCGAAAUGCGUGUCAUUUACCCUCAUGGUUUAGGUCUUUGGGCAUUGGGUUGGAUAAGUAGAUGCAUGUUUCUAACUUCUCAUGCUAUGUUCGUGUUGAACCGUAAAUAUUUUUCUGAUUUUUGGGGAGGUGAAGUUCUCUAACCUCCCUCCUUUUGGGUGAAUAGUUGUAAUCAAUCGGAGUUCAUAAACAAAUGAUGUAAGGGAAAAAGACGGUUAGUUCUGCGUGGCGAAAAGCUAUUUUACACUUGUUCUUUUUAUGGCUAUUAUUACA